CACACAAACUUGUAGUCUCCAUACAACCAAAUUGCCUCACAUAGGCCUCACAUGCGCACACACACACACUAUUCUCUUAUCCCAUCUCCUCUUCAUCACAUUCCAAACUUUAGCAAAACACACAUUCAACAAAGACUGUAAGCCAUAGAAAUGGCCUUGGCACCCACUAGUCUUCAUGGAGCCAAGUCCAUAGCACCACCAUCUCCGCCGGGAAAUGCCGGCCUACGGCUGCCAGCCCGCCCGUUCGCCCUCAAGUCGUCGUCUUUCUUUUCUCCGUCUCUCCACCUGUUGAUGCCCCCUCAGGUGUCAGCUGCCCCAGCCACUGCACCAAAAUUCUCUAUGCGUGUGGCUUCCAAGGAGGCCUAUAUUUGCCGGGACUGCGGGUAUAUCUACAAUGAGAGAACUCCCUUUGAGAAGUUGCCUGAUAAGUACUUCUGUCCUGUUUGUGGUGCCCCCAAAAGGAGGUUUAGGCCAUAUGCCCCAACAGUGACUAAAGAUGCUAACAACAUUGACGUUCGGAAAGCCAGGAAAGAACAGAUUAAGAGAAAUGAAGCUAUUGGGCAGGCAUUGCCCUUUGCAAUAGCACUUGGAGCUGCAGCAUUAGCUGGUUUAUACUUCUACCUCAACAGCACUUCCUAAGGUUGAUAUAGCUUGGAUCAUGAUCUAGGGACCAGAAAAGUCAUUGUACUUCAAAUAUUUUCUCUUUUGUAAUUCAUUUCUUGGUAUAUUUCAUAUCGAAAUCCUUUUUUUGUCUUUCCAA
Sesamum indicum (sesame) is the source of this 760-nucleotide messenger RNA. RefSeq names its product Rubredoxin-like superfamily protein. Gene Ontology annotation, molecular function: iron ion binding. The record is from RefSeq and is a predicted model, not a curated record. NCBI's taxonomy places the organism in Eukaryota, Viridiplantae, Streptophyta, Magnoliopsida, Lamiales, Pedaliaceae.